CAGGAGAUGAGGAUAACAGUUCCUUUAAGCAUUCUUCAUACUACCUUGGAAUCUCACAGGGAUCAGUGCGAUGGAGCUACCCUCUACUAGCCAUUCAACAGAAAGAAGAAAGGUGUGGAUUCAAUAACCCCAUCACCAUCAUCAGGCAACUAAGAAGAGUUCUGCUUGUCAAUGGCAUGAAGAAUAAAGAUGCAGCGAAGAAAGAUCAAAGAAGAUGGCAACUUGAUCCCUGACGAGCUAAAUGCGAAUGAGAACAAUUAUGGGAGCCUAAGCACAAUAAACUCUAUCGAGAUCUCCCAGUUGAAUAAGCAAAAAUCGCUGGGCCAUUCUGUUCGCAGCACUCCAAACUUCUUCAGUGAUGGAAAUACCAGGAUAGACUUUGUUCUUGCAUGGGAAUCAGAUCAUCAGGAUUUGGAGGAGCAAACUGGAAAACAUGAGACUCAGACUAAUAAGCGAGGAAAAUCAGUUGAUAUGCAUAGAAUGUGGCGGCAAAGUUUUCUGAAUAAACUCCAGAAGGUGGGGUUGCGAAUGGAAACGCAUGUAGCUCAGAAUCCAAAGAAGCUGGUGUACUUUGUAUUGCUGAAUGCCCCCUGGAGUGUGCUUUGUUAUUAUGCUGAGGAUCUUCGACUGAGGGUUCCUCUGCAGGCUGUACCCAAUCAGGCAGUACUUAACUGGUCUCACAGACUUCUGAUAAAACUGGGCAUCCCUAGUAUUCUCUACGAUGAGGUUCCAGACCUGCCCUUGGAUUACUACACCUGCCAUUUUAAGGCAAACAAAUUACCAUGGUUUCUUGGGAGUAAUCACCAUGAAACUUUCUUCAGCAGCACACAACGGCACAGAAUACUGUAUGAGAUUCUGGCCACCACAACAUAUGGCGAUCCAAAGGAAGGGCAUGUUGGAGUGGAAAGACUGCUGAAUGAAGAAGUCUUCUCAGCUGCGUUUCCACUGCAUGAUGGUCCUUUCAGGAUGCCAUCAGACAAGCUACCCCCCAAUGAAAUGAAUCAGAGGCAGAUUCUUUUCCAUUAUUGGGCACAGUGGAGAAAGUGGAAAAAAUACCAGCCUCUGAAUCACAUUCGCAGGUACUUUGGAGAGAAGAUUGCACUCUACUUUGCCUGGCUUGGUUUCUACACUGGAUGGCUCUUUCCAGCAGCUAUAGUGGGAACUAUAGUCUUUCUAAUUGGCAUCUUUAUGAUGUUUGAUGACAUACCUGCAGAGGAAAUCUGUAACAGUGGUGGUAAAUACCAGAUGUGCCCACUCUGCAAAUCCUGUCCAUACUGGAACAUCUCCACAAUUUGCCCAAUGUUCAAGGCAGGUCGCCUCUUUGACCAUGGUGGAACUGUUUUCUUCAGCAUCUUCAUGUCUCUCUGGGCAGUCACAUUCCUUGAGUACUGGAAGCGAAUGAAUGCCACCCUGACAUACCGCUGGGAUUGUUCAGAUUUUGAAGAUAUUGAGGAACGACCACGGCCCCAGUUCACUGCCAUGGCUCCCAUGACAACUAAAAAUCCAAUUACUGGAGAGGAUGAGCCAUAUUUCCCCAGGCAGAACCGUUUCAAUAGAAUUGUUGCUGGAUCAAUGGUCAUCAUCAUGAUGAUUGCUGUAGUGGUGAUGUUCCUGAUUUCCAUCAUCCUUUACCGGGCGAUCAUUGCCGUGGUGGUGUCCAGGUCUGGAAACUUCCUCGUCGUGGCUUCAGCCUCUCGUAUUGCCAGCAUCACAGGCUCAGUGGUGAACCUAAUCUUCAUCCUCAUUCUUUCCAGAAUUUACCUUGCCCUGGCACACUUUCUUACCAAGUGGGAAAUGCAUCGCACUCAGACCAUGUAUGAAGAUGCUUUUACCUUUAAGGUGUUUGUCUUUGAAUUUGUCAAUUUCUACUCUUCUCCCAUCUACAUUGCAUUCUUCAAGGGCAGGUUUGUAGGCUAUCCAGGACACUACAACAAAUUGCUUGGCAUCCGCAAUGAGGAUUGUGGACCAGGUGGCUGCCUCAUUGAACUUGCUCAGGAGCUGCUUGUCAUCAUGGUAGGAAAGCAAAUAAUUAACAAUGUGCAGGAGAUCCUCAUCCCGAAAGUGAAAGCUUGGUGGCAUAGGCGGAAUCUCUCAAAAAAUAAGUGGAGUAAGGAAGAUCCAGAAGGUCUCAUGAAUCCACUCUGGGAGAGGGAUUAUGAACUGCUGCCCUAUGAGGGGUUGUUUGCGGAAUACCUGGAAAUGGUGCUGCAGUUUGGUUUCAUUACGAUCUUUGUGGCUGCCUGCCCACUGGCACCUCUCUUUGCCUUACUCAACAACUGGGUGGAAAUACGCUUGGAUGCCCAGAAGUUUGUCUGUGAAUAUCGGCGGCCAGUUGUGGAGCGGGCCCAAGGCAUUGGCAUCUGGUUCAAUAUUCUGGAGGUCAUCACGCACCUGGCAGUUAUCAGCAAUGCAUUCCUGAUUGCAUUUACCUGUGACUUCCUCCCUCGGCUGUAUUACCAGUACACUCGUGCCAGCAAUUUACAAGGAUAUGUUGAUUUCACCUUGGCCUAUGCCCCCAAAUCCUUUGUCUUGGAGAACAAUGCUACAUGCAGAUACCGAGCAUAUAGAGAACCUAGUGGCAGGUAUUCACUAGUUUACUGGAAUCUACUGGCAAUCCGCCUUGGCUUCAUAAUUGCCUUUGAGCAUGUAGUUUUCUUCAUUGCACGCCUGAUAGAUAUGAUGGUGCCUGAUAUCCCAGAAACAGUGGCAAUAAAGGUGAAGCGAGAACAGUAUCUAGCAAAGCAAGCUCUAGCUGAAAAUAAGGUUCUGGUUGAGGCAAUAGAACCAACCUCCAUUGCACAGCAGUUGGGCCCAUAAUGGAGAGGCUGAAGUCCCAGAGAAAAUGCUGAAAUCUGUUUCAUCCCGGCCAAGACACUGAACAACCAGAUGAGGCUUCACGAAAACAGAGGCUGUCAUGAUGGCUGUUUUUGGAGUUAAACAGGCUCCAACUGCCAUGCCUUCAGUGCUUGAAACCUUUUAAGGCCUCAGGAAUUUUGCCUGCCCACUUAUCACUGCAGCUGGGUAAAGUAUUACAGCAAUAGCAUUACAAGACAUGGACUGAUCGAUUAAUCCCAACAGCUCAGGUUUUGACUUUACUGUUGCUGCAUCAGGGAGGAGCUGUCAGUUGCCUUCCUCAUAGGAGUCUGAAGAAAGGUUGCAGAAAUCACUACGUGUAAAGAUAUCGAACUCUUAGGAGUGAGGAUUGACAAGUACUAUUCUCCACUCUUCUUUAUUAGUGAAGGGAGGGCUAAAGUGCAAUACUGGAAUUAGGUGACAGGAUCAAUAAAGAAACUUCUCGUAUGUGAAAGAGGAUUCCAGAAAGUGCACUCCAGGACAUGUAGCUUCAUUUGAGAAUAAGAGCUGCUUCCUUCAUUCUCAGCCUAUGCUGGAGCUCAGCCAAGGAAUCUGGCUGUAGCAGGGCUGAUUACCAGCUUGAUUGGCAAGUGCACAGUCAUCCUUGCAUCUGAUAGCCAGCUUAAUCGAAGUGCCUAUCUGCCCCUAAUGGAAUUAAGAGCUUGCGCUCCUCCACCCAGAAAAGCCUGAUCUGACCUUCUCUCCUCCUGAAGCAAUAUAUGACUGUAACAAUUACCUUCUAUUUCUCCACAUAUUUAAGCACCAUGCUAAAAGCCCAGAGACUUUGAUUGUAAUCAUGCUUGAAUGGUAUUCCUGAGAACUGGACAGAAGCUGUCAUGCAUUUAAUUCAAAUAGGGGGGAAAAGAAAGUCCUAGAAGAACUUUAUUAGGAUUAACAGUUGUUCAGAACUUCACUGGGAAAGUCAGGCAAGGACCAUGACUGAUUUGUAAAGUUAAUAUACAGAAAAUAAAAGCAAAUAGUCAAAACUGU
This is a messenger RNA of Heteronotia binoei (common prickly gecko), 3843 nucleotides long. It is a transcript of the gene ANO7, whose product is annotated as anoctamin 7. Gene Ontology annotation, cellular component: plasma membrane. The coding region runs from base 190 to 2817 and encodes 875 amino acids. The record is from RefSeq and is a predicted model, not a curated record. Gene Ontology annotation, molecular function: protein dimerization activity; chloride channel activity. Gene Ontology annotation, biological process: chloride transmembrane transport; calcium activated phospholipid scrambling. Lineage: Eukaryota; Metazoa; Chordata; Lepidosauria; Squamata; Gekkonidae. The transcript has 24 exons.